Molecule: messenger RNA, 2386 nt
Organism: Diachasmimorpha longicaudata
Lineage: Eukaryota; Metazoa; Arthropoda; Insecta; Hymenoptera; Braconidae
Product: probable ATP-dependent RNA helicase DHX35
Exons: 13
Coding region: 256-2310 (684 amino acids)
Cellular component (GO): intracellular anatomical structure; catalytic step 2 spliceosome
Molecular function (GO): helicase activity; ATP binding; RNA binding
Source: RefSeq, a predicted model, not a curated record
AAAAUUUUUUUUUCCCUUCAAACCCCUUUCUUGUGACUUCAAAAUGAGACUUCGCAAUGGAUAAUGCAAAUUCGAGUAUUUGUUUACAAGAUAUCGACGAUCAAAGAAGGCUCUUUUCAACUUGCCUACUGUAUAGGCCACCUCAGCAAGAAGACUGGUGGGGGAAUCGAGUGUGUCAGAUCGACCUGAUUAUUUAAUCGACAUACGUCAGGUAGAUGCCUCCAGAAGUGACUCCUGCAAUCUAUCCACCACUCAAUGUUUUCUAAAGUGAAAUUCAUCGCCCCAGGGGAGAAUUCAUGGCGUGAAGACAAACCGGAUAUCGAUGCCCACUCAUCAACGCAAUUUGUUUACAAUGCACAUCAAUCACUAGCCCUAGAUCUUCAACGUCAGCGUCUACCAAUUUAUAAAAGCCGUAACGCCAUCAUUUAUCUUUUAGAGAAAUAUCAAUCUCUCGUUCUAAUCGGUGAAACAGGAUGUGGAAAGAGCACUCAGGUGCCUCAGUAUUUACUGGAGGCAGGGUGGUGUACAGAUGGGAAAAUCAUUGGAAUAACAGAGCCGAGAAGAGUAGCUGCAACAUCUCUGGCUAGUCGAGUGGCGGAUGAACGAGGCUGCAUAUUGGGAACAGACGUCGGGUACUCGAUACGUUUCGAUGACUCCACUGACAACACUACAAAAAUCAAGUACAUGACUGAAGGGAUUCUCCUACGAGAAAUGAUGGGUGAUCCCUUGUUAACUAAAUACUCCGUCAUUAUCCUGGAUGAGGUUCAUGAGAGAACUUUGCUGACUGAUAUAAUCAUGGGGCUCUUGAAGAAAAUUCUAAAGAAACGCAAAAGCUUGAGGAUCAUCGUUUCGUCGGCUACGGUAGAUGCUGAAGAACUUCGAGAUUUUUUCAAUGGAAAUACUAGCAAGGAUGCUGGAAGAGAUACUGCCUGUAUUCUGAGUGUCGAGGGCCGCUUGUAUCCGGUAGAUAUAUUCUACGUGGCGGAACCAGUUCCCGAUUAUGUGAAAGGAGUAGUUGAUACGGCUUUGAAGAUCCAUGAGAACGAGGAGCCGGGGGAUAUUCUGGCAUUUUUAACUGGCAUGGACGAAGUGGAUCGCGCGGUAUCACUAUUGCAGGAACACGGAAAACUCGUUAAAGAAGGAAAACAAAAAAUUAUGCCAUUGGCUAUGUACGGUUCUUUACCGAAUGCCGAGCAACUGAAAGUGUUUUGGAGAGCCCCCAAAGAUACCAGAAAAAUUAUUGUAGCUACAAAUAUUGCAGAAACUUCAAUUACCAUCUCCAAUAUUGUUUAUGUAAUUGACUGCGGCUUCGCAAAAAUCCCCUGGUUCGACGUUGACACCCAAACAGACAGUCUCAUUGUGGCCCCGGUUUCAAAAGCAUCAGCGAAUCAAAGAGCCGGCAGAGCCGGGCGAGUUCAGUCGGGGAAAGCCUAUAGACUUUACACGGAAAAAGCGUAUGACGACUUGAUAGAUGUAACACCCUCGCAAAUGCAGAGAUCCGAUCUUGCCCCGGCGAUCCUUCAAUUGAAAGCGUUGGGCAUCGACAAUGUUCUUCGAUUUAAUUUUCCUUCUGUCCCACCCAGUAAAAAUCUACUAGCCGGUUUUGAACUGCUAUUCGCUCUGGGAGCUAUUGAUGAUAAUGGAUUAUUGACGAACCCUGUGGGCAUCACUAUGGCUGAGAUGCCUCUGGAACCGGUAUUCGCUAAGUGUUUGAUUGCUGCAGGAGAAAUGAAUUGUUCCGAUGAAAUAACAACAAUUCUAGCUAUGCUACAAGUCGAGAACGUAUUAAUUCGGCCGGGUGGAGGGCAAGCGUCGAUAAGAGCACGAAUAGCUCAUCGUAAAUUUGAAGUUGAAGAGGGGGAUUUGUUAACUCUGUUGAAUAUUUACACAGCAUAUGAGAAGAACAAAUCGUCAAGUUGGUGUCAGAAACAUUUCUUAAAUUCCAAAGCGCUGAAACGUGCUUCAGAGAUCCGAACGCAAAUGCGACGUCUGAUAAAAACACUGAACAUUCCGUUACAUUCUUGUGAAGGCGACAUCACUCGAUUGUUGAAAUGCAUAACGACAGGGCUGUUUCCCAAUGCUGCGUAUCUGCAUUACAGUGGAGUCUACAAAACAUUAAGGGGCAAUCAGGACUUGUAUAUUCAUCCCAAUAGCUGUUUAUACACUCUUCAACAACCGCAGUGGUUACUAUUCUGCGAAAUUCUGCAGACGAACAAAAUUUACAUGCGUGAGCUGACGGUCAUCAAAUCGGAGUGGCUGUUAGAGUUGGCUCCUCACUUUUAUCAACGGACGAAUCUCAAUAGUGUAUAAGAAGUAGUCAGCUAUUGUGUUAAUUAAAAAAACUGAUGCUGAAGAUUGAAAUUGUGUGAAUAAAAAUUUUUUGAUA